Messenger RNA from Drosophila pseudoobscura, 997 nucleotides. RefSeq lists its product as uncharacterized. The coding region runs from base 194 to 700 and encodes 168 amino acids. The record is from RefSeq and is a predicted model, not a curated record. The transcript is spliced from 3 exons. Lineage: Eukaryota; Metazoa; Arthropoda; Insecta; Diptera; Drosophilidae.
CUGCAAAAGCAAAAGCAACAAAAAGCGCGGGUGCUUGCGAUGUUACUAGUCUUACUCGCUUUAUAGCACGUUUUUGCCCUUUUCCGCUUUACAACACUGAACCAGUACUGCUGAAACCAGUAUCGAUACACAUUUGACGUUCUUGCCAGUGGCCCUGGUCUAGCUUUCCUAAGAAAAUAUAAAUAUAACCAAAAUGAAUUCCGAUCCAUCUGUAGGGAAUGACUUGACUGAAUUUUGCAAAUCGAGUCCGGAAAUCCGCAAAACUAUGGACGAGUUCGAAGCAGCACUCGAGAAGAGCACUGACAUCAACAAGAAAAUGAGUCAACAUUAUAAGCCUCUGAUAUGGUGCGCUGACUCUGCAAUUGGCCCAGAGGACAGGCCACGUGUUGAGACACUAAGUGAGGACAAGAAGAAAAGCGCCAAAGACGUGCGCCACACCCUGAUUAAGUCUAUAGUCUUCGCAUCCAAGAGCUUCGAUUACCUCCAGGCCAAGCUAAAGGUACCCCAGGUCGAAUCGAUCGAAAUGAACCCGCCGGGAGCAUUGAGUGCCAUUGACGUGUUGGAAGCACUCGGAGUCUUACCCAAUGAGAGGCACAGGGAGCAGAACAAUUUCACAGGAUUUCCGGACUCGUUGCCAACAGUGGAAAAAGGAAGCACUUUGGAGGACCCUAUGGUUCUGGACAAGCCAGAUUCUGCCUAAAGACAGGAAAAUGCGUUAAAAGUACAUUUUUGGUAAUAGAAAGGUCAUGAACUUAAACAACAAUUCGACAUGGAUCCAAAUAUGUUAGAACGAAGAUUAUAAACAAAACAUUGGAGUUUUAGUUUGCCUAUUUAAUGCUUCUUUAAAAAUCUAGCAUACCAGUAAAAAACGAAUUUAAGCAGCUGAUAUUAUUAUUUUUAUUUUUUAAAUAUUACAUGUUGAAAGGAUCGGAUCAGAAAAUAAUCGAAUUUUAUAUUGUUUACAUUUAAAUACAAUUUUAAGUCAUGGUCCCUUCAA